AUGAACUGGUUGACCGCGGUAGUCGCGUGUGCGGCGGUAUUGUUGCUGUCGAAACUCGAGGUAAGUUAGCUUUUUUUUUUUUUCGUAAUUUAACUCGAGAGUUUACUAUGAAGUACAAACUAUACGGAAUUAGGUUUGUUUUAAGGGAGCUGCACACCGAGGAAUAUUUCUACAUGAAACCGUUAAAUUUCAAAACAAAUAAAUACGCACGCCGGGUUUCACGAAACAAAAAUGUCGCAUAAUACUUGUAUAAUAUUUGCCUGACCACGGUUUCAUUUGAAAUUUGCGAUUUUGAUUUUACAGUUAAAAUUUAGUCAGAUUUCAUAUUAUUAUUGUUUUGUUAUUAAAUUAUUUUAUUCGUGAUCAGUUUUUAUUGAUCAAUUAUAAAUUAAUAAUUACUUACGACCGGUACAACUUGGACAUCACUAGAGGCGAUACGUCUUGUCUCCGAAUACGCCAAUUCGGUGACCGAACGUACAAAUUAGCGUUAUAGCACUUAUUCGGAAGACAUUGUUGAAAUUUAACAAUUUCGGUUUUAUUCGUAUGCGGCAAUUAUGUAACAAAUUUUAUGAUAUUUGUUUUAUAAAGCUAGUUGACUCGGCCUAAUUCGACUAGAGCGUAACAAUAAGAAAUGUGUGAACUAGACUAAGAAGUAUGUGUGUUGUUUUUGUCAACAACUAUUCUACCAGAAAUCGUCUUUUCUAAAAAAAGGCAAACCUUUCUUGAAACAUGUUGAAUAUUGUUGCGGCUGGUUUUUAAUUUGUCUAAUAGUCUCCUUUACAAUUAGAAAAAAACUAGGAAAAUCACGCGAUAAUGGUUUCUGUUGUUUUAGAUUUAAUUUGUUUUCUAUAAUUCAGUUAGAAAUAAUUACGGAAACCUGACAUUCUCAUAAAAUAUUUAUAUUAGCCCUUAAUUUCUUGACGCAUAAUUUUAAAACCAAAACCACGAAUUUUAAGUUAUUUAUACUUACUAUUUGAAAAUGUCUACAUUUUUUUCUUUUUCUUUUUAAUUGGUUUUAUGUGUAUAAUAUUGAAUUAGCCUAGUAAAAAUGCUCAAAAAUUUGACUGUUGUAUAAUCAAUUUUUUUUUUUAUAAGCUUUUCAAGUUCACAUGUUUACAUGAAUUAUACAAAUUUUAGCAUUUCCAAAAAUGUAUAACCAUAUUCUGCUCAACAUCGUUUUUGUUAGCGAUGAUUAAUCGUUGCGUACAAAUAUAAAUAAAAUUGAUCCAUCUACCUAUGUAGGUAAUAUAUUUUAACUAUUUAAUUUGCAACCUACACCGUGACGCACCCAUCAGCAGUAUCAGCUAUCUUUUUUUUUUAUUAUUGUUAUUAUUUUUACAAACAGUGUAAUUGUCAACAGAGUGGGACAUAUUGGGUCAUCUGCAGUGAGUUUGCUCACGAUUAUGCGAUAAUCAUAACAAAGCGCUAAUCAAUUAUAUUUUUGUACACCAGCGGUUCCCAAAGUGUGCGCCAUGGCGUCCUGGAGCACCUCGGUAACUGUGCAGAGGCGCAGCGUAACCAUUUUAAAUAUUUACUAGUCUAAAAAUAAAUUUAAAAUCGUCAUUUAAAAUAAAUUUUAAAUGACAGCGGAAACUGCGAGGCGUCAUUUUUUUGGAUUUUUCUCGAAAACUAUUUUUCAGUUAGUAAAAAUUCUCCAAAUUGAACCUUGAAAGAUGUGGAUGCCCAGUAGUACUAGAUUGAAAUAACUUCUAGAUUACCAAUAUGUUUUCUUUACAAUUUGAUAAAAUUUGAUAAUUGUUGAUACUUGGGUUUUAUUUACCUUGGUUACAUUUAGCAGUACAAUAGGAUAUACACCACGAUUAAUACUAAUCCGAUCACAAUAUGUUUUUUAUUAAAACAAAUGGCGGGUUAGGUGCAAGGGUGGGUUGCAAGGUCAGGGCAACGGUGUACUGAGAAAACUAUAAUUGAAAAGGGGAAUCAUGAGUCAAAAAUGUUUGGGAAGCACUGAUAUACACGAUUAAUCUUUAUGAAAUCUGAAUAAAAAAAAUUAUAAAAUAAUAUUACUCAUAUAUUACUAUAUGUUUAUUAUUAUUAUUAUAGGCCGCGGGUACCUAACCUGCUACUAGGUUUAAUCUAGAAGUACUUGAAUCACGCGCAAGAUCGAAUUAAAAGAUUAGAAUGUACAGGUACGCGAUCACGAUGUCGAUAUACACAUGAAACAAACUCUAACGAAAAUCAUCAAAAAAUGACCAGUGACUACUCCAAUGUACCAACUAGAAAACAUGUUAUAAUAGAAAGGAUUCUAUAAUCGUAAUUAAAUAUCUGAUAAAAAAAACUACUUGAAAUAAGAAAAUAAUAGCUGACAUAGGGGAAGUUGGAAAGGUCAGAUGUGUAAAUUUAUUUUCAAAGAUCGUAAUAUUUACGAUUUUAAAAUAAUACAUUUCGUAAAUUUUCACGGUUUUCCUCAUUUAUUAUGAAAACCCCUAGGAAAAUCAAAAAAUGACUUCCUUAAAGUACCACCCCAUUAAAAUUUCUAGAAGAAAAAUUGCUCACAGGAAAAAAAAAAUCAUUGUAAAACCAAUAUAAUUAUUUUCGUUAGGUUUUUUAGAUGUUUUUUCUGUUUUGCUCAAUUAUAAUCAAAACUACUUGUAAAAUCAAAAAAAAAACCUCUCUAAUGCAUCGACUUGGUAACAUUUUAUUUCAAGGAAGUUGCUACACUUGGUACAUCGGAGAAAGAUUUCUUUUCGAGAAGGUCUUUAACAUAAAAAAUAGACACAAAAAAUUUAAAAAUUACAAAAUGAAAAUUCACACAAAUCAUAGUAAAACCAUAAUAAAUCCGUCGUUACGCUCCGAAUCGAACGUCUAAUAUAAUAAAAACACUGUUUACAUAAGAUAAAUAUCUUGAAAAGUUAAACUUUAUAACCUAGUUAAUACGUUAUAACUAUAAUACAAACAAAUAAAUUAACUUAAAUGCGUUCUCUGUAUUGUUAGUCAUCAUGUGGCAUGUUAGUUUUCGUAAGCGUUCCAGCUCGUAAAUUUUUCCAUUUCGAACACUGAUAAUAAAUUUAAGGAAAUCAGACAAGUAGUAACAAUUGAACAAUACCUAUAGGUAUAUUAAAUAAGCACAAUUUAAUUACGAGUAGGUACCUAUGUCCGGAAAUUUAAAAAAAAAAAACUCAACAGUAUUAUAAAAUACAUAAAAAUGUAAACAUAAUAUAAUAUUUUAUAUUACGUAUACAUUAAUGAAAUUCAUCUACGCUUUAAAUGAGCCGGACUAUCUUUAUUCGGUAGUGGGUACUUGGGUUCUCGAUUUGGUACGUGUAUUGAUAUACACGUGUACACGUACCUUAAAUAAUGAAAUGUAAAUGCUAGUGUAUUUAAUUAAACGUGUUUUUGAAGUCCGUAUACACGUGUCUUGAAAGUUUAUCUAUCCGUGUAUUAGAAGUUGACCAAAUGUUAAAAUUAUUGUUUAACUCAAGUUAAGUUAAUUAGAAAAAAAAAAAAAAAAAUGCACAUUCUCUAUUACCUACUACAAGUAUAAUGGCGUAAUAAUCUACCUACAACCUCUAACCGGCAACAACAGUAAAAAAUUACAUGUUUCAAUAACAAUUCGUAUUUUCAAAUGUUCAUGAUAUUAUAUUUGAUAUUAAUAUAUAAUUAACGCUAGUUAAUUAAAAGUUAAUUUGUUUGUAUUCCUCAAGUUAACAAUUAAGUUAAUAGUUCAAAAAACAAUAAAUUAAUUACGUUAAAAAGUUAAAUUUACUUAACUUUAACUUAUUAACUAGUUAAUGCCCAACAUUGUAAAAUAGUAUUAAAAUAAGUAAUUAAAGUAUUAAAAACAUUUUGUACAGACGUGUAUGAAUUAAUUUUCCGUACUGCUACCAUAUAGCCUUCUGCAUACCACCAUGUUGCUUACCGCGUACCACAGUUUAAGAACCGCCACUGUAGACUGCAGGUCGAUAUUCAAGUUAAUUUUGAUACAUUUUUGGUUAAUUGACCUGAUAUUGACAGUGUCGACUUUACAGAGGCACGAAUUUUGUCACGCUAUGUAUAAAAAAAAAAAAACAAAUAAUAACUUAUACUAUGUUGAUCAGACUUUAGUUUUGAUAUUAAAAAAAGUCAAUUAUUCAAAUAGUAGUUGUAGAUAUCAGAGAUGUUAACAAUUUAGACUUCGAUAUUCGAUACCCAUGAAUAAAAAUAAAAUACAAAAACAUAUUAUAUUAAUUACAUUACUUACAUAUAUGUCCAUACGUUAUUAUAAAACAGUCAACACUGUUUAGAAUUUGGAUGUAAUAAUAGGAUUAUUUUAGUAUUUGUAUGAUUUAUUGAGACAUUUAAAUUUUUUUUUUUUUUUUUUAUACUUAUUUGGGAUUUAUUCGGGUUUUUUUUUUUUUGCACAAUUGUUUAUAAAAAUAAUAUUCAUCAAAACAACUACGUAUUACUUUUAUUACGAAUAGUAUCCAAUUUAAUUAUUUAGUGUGAGAAAAAGGAAUGUACAAUUAAAUCUAUUGUGUUUAUUAAUCAAUCAAUCAAUGUAUCGCAGGUACUGGUUUUUAAAUGUAAAAGAAUCAGGUAUACCUAUACGUUUUGUUUGAAGCAGAAUGUUUUAAAUUCCUUUGGUUUCGAUACGGCAUAUUAAAUCAGUUAAGUGGAUAAUUGUUUUCUUAUUUUAGAUAUUUUUUUUAAAUAAUUGAUAUUUUUAGUGCGUAUUUUAGAGGUUUUAAGUGUGCAUAUUUACUUGCAUAUUUAAUAUGAUUACAAGUAAUUUAACAUAAGCUACAAGUCUUACUCUGCCCUAAUAUUAUAAUGUACACUUCAGUAUUACAGCAAUGUACAUUAUUAUAGAAUAAAUAUCUAUUAAAUAUUUUUAAAAAAUUUGAGUUUUAAAAGCUCGCCUAUUCUUAUGUUUGUGUAUUUUUCAUCAAAUCAUUUUUAUCAAGUAAUUCAUCACGUGAAAAACAUAUAGGUAAUUGUUUUUGUUUUAUUUAAAUGGUAUUACACGUGCAGUUUUUUAAUGAGUAUACAUUAUAAAAGAAGACGUAAUAUCAAGUUGAGUUUGUAAAAUAAUAAAAUUAUAUCAUAUCAGUUAACUGUCAUAAUCAGCUUGACAGCUUAUCAGCGCUCCGGAGCAGACCGUAUGAUUUAUUGGUUUUACUGUUAUUACGUAUGUUAUUUUUUCAUUCUAUAAACAACUUUUCGAACUGAAAAAUUGCUCCUGUCGAAAAAUUAUAAGUGACUUUUUUGUUGGAUUUUUAAUUUAGUUUGUGAUAAGGAAAGUCAAUGAACGAUCUUUUCUGUAGUUUAAAAAAAAAAAAACCGUAGUAAUAAUGAUUGAGAAAAUAAUGAUUUCAUUAUUUUUCAAUUUUGUUGUAAUUCGUUUAAAAAUAUUCGUGUAGAGAAUUUAAAUUUUAUCAGAACACUAACUACUGUACUUACCUUUUCCAGACGAUCAAAAAUAUUUUAGCGAUUGUUGAGUUAUUUGUAAGCAUUUUAUCUUUACUUAAGUUGUUUACGUAGUUUUUAUUUGGUGGGUUCUAGAUGGAUACAAUUAUUUUUUGACCAAACGUAAACGCUUAAAAAUUUACCACGAGAUUCAUUACAAGUUAUGGACUUAGUGGUCAAAGAAUAAAAACUAGAGUGUAAUAAUACAGUCGUUUUUUUUUUUUUGUACACUGAUGUUGUAAAGAGAACAUUGUGAUGAAAAUCAUAAUGAAUAUUACGGCCUUACAAAUCGUGUGUAAACGAAUUUCAUUCAGAAUCGUUUUCCGUUUUCAAUGGUUUAUCGUUGUAUACGGACAUAAAUCAAAUAACUUUACGGAUCCUCCUUCCGAACUCCGCGUCUACAACAGUGGCGCACCCAUCGGCGGUAUCAGAUUUGUAUUUGAUUUUCUUUGUCCACCAAAUAUAAUUGAAAAUAAACUCUAAAAUGAACACCGUGUUAAAUUUUCUGUUUGGCCGGACAAAUCUUGCCUCACUCGUUUGAUAACUGAUGUUCAGGGCCGCAAACAUAUUAUAUUUUAUCGUUCUAUCUGCGUACCGCGAUGAUAAUAUAAUUUUACGUAUUUAUGGUGUUGUAUUUUUUGUUUUGUUUUUUUUUUUUCAUAGGGUUUCGACUGCGAUACCAACUGCGAUACGCUAAUAUUACCGGAAUCUAAAUAUCCAUCGACAUCCGACGAGUUUCACUUGUCGCCGUCCGAAAUCGCUCUGCUGUCUUCGAAGGUUUCCGCGGCGGCGGUCCAGCCGUCGCCGCAAAGUUCGCCGACAACACUCGCGCUGAUCAACGCCAUCUCGACGUCGCCGUACUUGCUGUCUUACCUGCCGCCGCCGUUGGUUUUUAAUUUCCUCAGCGAGUUGACCUCGUCGCCCGUCAAUUUGCACUCCGUAGAACCGUCGACCGUCGCGUCUUUAAUCCACUCGCUGUGCUCGUCAACGUCCCUGUUCAAAGUCGCGCCGAUCCGCGCGCUGGUCGAUUUCGUGACGGCGAUCGCCGUGUCUCCGGAAAUCCUGAGCGCCGUGCCGCCGUCCACGAUCGUCCGUCUUUUGAACAAGAUCCACGGCGAAACGCCCGGCGUACUGUGCGCCCUGUCUCCCGCGGUGAGAGUCUCGUUGAUCUCGUGCCUGUUGUCUCCGGGGGUGCUCGGCUCGUUAAAACCGACCGACGUCCUGUUCCUGGUCCGCAUGUUUCUGGACACCGGACGCGUACUGGCCGAAUUGCCGUUUUCCGGUGUGGUCGAGUUGCUGAAAACGAUAUCGUCGUCCCCGGUACUCUUGGGCAACAUACCCACGUGUCUGAUAGUGGAUUUGCUGCACCGGAUCUCCGAACUGGCCUCGUCGUUGUUUUGCGCGAUCCCGCUGGACGUCACCAACGCAUUGCUCGGCCCGAUCAUCACGGCCGUACCCGGUCAAUCGCCGACGACGCUCUUACGGCUGACCGCCGUCGUGACUUCGUCGCCGUACAUAUUCAACAUACUGGAUCCGUCGAUUUUGUCUUCGUUGUUGAUCGCGCUGUCGCAGCCCGAAACGCUGAGCGCCGUGCCGCCCGCCGUGCUCGUGAAACUGUUGACCGACUUGUCGAACAGACUGUCGAAAAACAUCAAAGCCGAGGCAAUCGUCGGCAUACUGCACGGUAUCGCGUCCGCGUCGCCCGAUCUUCUGUGCGAUUUGCCGUGUUCCGCGCGUUCCGUUUACGUGACGAGUUUAACCUCCCGCGAGGUGACCGACACGCUUUCGCAUCAAACGAGCGUCAAACUGAUCGACAUUUUGUGCAACACGCCGUGCUUCCUGGCGGAAUUGCCGCCGAGUUCCGUAAACCGGAUAAUCGCGUUCGUCGUCUCCGACGAGGAACUCUUGCGCGCCGUACCCCCGGAGAAUAUCGUCGGUUUGAUUUUCAACAUAACGGUCCUGUCGCCGUCCAUGUUACGGGAGACGCGGCCCGGCGACAUUGGGAAACUGUUAUCGCCGCUAUACACAACGUCGGCGUUGAGCGCGUUGCGUCCGAGUUGUUUUGAAAAACUGUUGUCCAGCAUUGCGUGUUCCCCGUUUCUGACGCGCGCGAUCCCGGCCGCCCAGAUCGUAAACAUACUCACCAUGCUCAACUCGUCCCGCGAUACCAUCAAAGAGAUACCGUACAGCGUUUACGUCAACAUGCUAACGCACAUUUUCACCACGGCGGAGCUUUUAUCCGAAAUCCCGUUCGUUUUGCUGUUAAACCUGCUGGUGAAAAUCGAAAGCGAUUGCGCGCCGGGCGUGGUGUGCGCAAUACCGCCCGCCGCGAUUUCCGCGUUUUUCGACUAUCUAACAGAGAAACCCGCCGCGUUGAGGUCGUGCGCGCCGACGGACAUGAGAAACAUAGUGUACUUGCUGGCGAAAUGCCCGUACUUUUUGACGCAAACGUCGACGGCGACUUUGAACGUUCUGUUGGAAUCGAUAGCCGCGUUGUCCGCGGUCGCCAACGCCGUGCCGACCGAAAUAUUCGUCGAACUCGUCGACAGCGUGUGUUCGCUCUCCCCGUCCAUAUUCUGUUCGCUGUCCCCGAGAGCGAUUCGCGCCAUAACGAACUCGUUCGAUUCGCUCGACACGUUAAGCGGUUUGAGUUCCAAAACCAUUGUCGAGCUGACGACCGCCGUUUCGGGAUGCCCAUGUCUGCUGUCGGCUCUGGAUCGCCGGACGGUGGCCAACCUGCUGGACGCGUUGUCCGCGUCACCGGGCGCGCUGCGCCUCCUACGGCCCGACGUUGUCGUAAAUCUAAUCGCUUUGAUAUCGUCCGGCGACGGCCCGACCACGACCGUGCCGGCGUAUCCGCUGAUCCGGUUCCUGCGAGCGUUGUCCUUGGUGUCGCCGUCCGCGUUAUGCGCAAUACCGACGUCGGUGUACACGGUGUUGUUGAACCCGCUGAAAUCGCUGAACGCGGUCAACGAUUUGACAUACACGGGCGUCGAGAAUUUAAUAGACGUCUUGAUCGCGACCCCUUGUCUUUUGGGCGCACUGCCGCGGCCCAUAUUGGCGAAUACGAUCGUCGCGAUAACGCACACGUUUACCGCUUUACCGUACGCGAAAAUAAUCGCCCUGUUGACUGCCGUACAUUCCGUAUCGCCGUCGCUAAUGUGCAUUGUGCCGGACGACGUGCUGACGGAAUUGCUGGCGAUUUUCGCCGUCCAAUCGGAACUAAGCGCGUUGCCGUCGGAAUUUCUCACGGCUUUCGUCGGCCUCGCGUCCUCUUCGCCGUGUUUGUUGGACCUGAUGCCGGCGCCCGCGCUCGAAUCGCUCCUAAAGCAUUUGUCGUCGUCACCGAGAUUGCUGAAAGACGUAUUGCCGUCUGACGUGUUGGAAAAUUUCCUGAUAAAAUUGUCGUUGACGCGGUCGCGUUUGAGAGACGUACGGUUAUCGCUGAUCGUCCAAUUACUGUCGGCUCUGUUCCCCGCGCCGGGCCGCUCGACGUGCGCUCUACAGCCGAUGGUGGUGCACGCCUUACUGGCGCCUCUGUGCGACGACCAAACGGUUUUCGAACUCGGACCCGCGGACGUGGCCACAUUGCUCGACGUCGCGUCGUCGGUCCCGUGCGUGCUGAACGCCAUCGCCGGCACCACGUUGGACACUCUGAUUUCCAAGGUGGCCUCGUCGUCGCACUUGGUCACAAACAUAUCGCCGUCAUUGCUGACGUCGUUCAUCGGCGCGGUCACGUCUUCGCAAACAGCGCUGAACGCCGUCCGGCCGCUGACCAUCGUGCACUUGCUGACCACGGUAGCGAUGCGACAGCCGUCCGUCUUGUCGUCCCUGCCGCCGCGCGUGGCCACCGCGCUGCUGGACGCGUUCCGGUCCCCGGAGACGUUCGCCGCGCUGCCGCCGCCCGUCGUCAACAACUUCAUAAAUCUACUGAUGACGUUCCCGAAUAUAUUGGUCGCGCUACCGUUGUCCACGCUGAACGCGCUGUUGGGUUUCUUGUCGUCGUCGCCGACCGCGAUCGGUUUGCUGCCGUCGUGCACCCUGGUCAGAUUUCUCACCGUGUUGUCCUCGUUGCCGCCGUUGCUCGACGCCCUGCCGCCCGGCCUGCUCGUCUCGUUCGUCUCGGCGGUUUCCGCGGCGUCGCCGAAAUUCCUGUGCGUUUUACCGCCCGCCGUCCCGAUCGCUCUGCUAAAGUCCGUCACGUCCGACGCGGCUUUGGCGUCGUCCACUCCCGCCACGAUCGCUUCGCUGAUAUCGACGUUGAACAGAUCGAGUUGUCUGAUCCACGUCGUGCCGACGCCCGUGCUCGUGUCGUUGCUCGCGUUCCUGGCCGGUCAUCAACAUUUACUGCGCGAAACGUCCAGGUGCGACCUGGUCGCGUUCGUGAACAACGUCCAGUCGCCCGGUACCGUGCCCCGGGUCUGCCCCGCGGGCGCUCAUCCGGCGUGCCCGACGUCCAAUCACUUCGAAGACUUUUCGUCGUUCAAAAUACGUUCGCCGGCCGUAAACGCGGACAACGCUGCGAACGCGACCGCGAAAUGUUUAAACCAUAACGACAACACCGCGACGAAAGUAUUCCCGAACACUCAGAUUCCCGGAACGGCGGCGCCCAAAUACGAGGCCGGGCCCACCCAUACCGGCAGAGACGACGGGCCGCACGCAAGCGCGACCGACAAUCCCAAAAACAACGAUAGGCUAUUCGACCUGAUACCGAAAUUGAUCCUUCCGGAGACCGCGAACGAAGCUACGGUAUACGUAUUUCCCAAAAGAAAAACGCGAUCGAUUUCGAACACGAACACAACCGCGUGACGGGGGAAAAUAAAAAAAAACGGUUUUAUUAGUAGAGAAACAGUAAAAAUCUUAUUAUAUUUUCCUAUACAAUUACAUUCUAGAUUGACAAUUGUACGAAACGGCGGAAUUUCGUAAAACAAACGCGAG
Molecule: messenger RNA, 10341 nt
Organism: Cinara cedri
Lineage: Eukaryota; Metazoa; Arthropoda; Insecta; Hemiptera; Aphididae
Source: the annotation of a GenBank genome assembly